AUGGCGACGAAGAUGGACGAAGAAAAGACACUCAAUGCCCGCAUCUAUUUCCCCUUCUUCGCCUUCUUCCUCCUAUCCGCCUCCAAAAUCCCGAAAGCCUGCACCAAAACCACCAACUCAAACUCCAUCCCCCCACCCCUCCCAAUCUCCAACACCCUAUCUGCAAUAAACCUCAACCCCUCAAUCCCAUACCGCGCCAACAACAACUCUCUCGGCAGAGCCGCCGAUAUCCCAAACAGCGGAUCGCGCAUCCACAACUCCAGAUUCGUAGACUACUUCGUCUGGGACGCUGCAGAAGUGCUGCAGCCACAGGGCCCGCCAUUUGGGGUUAUCGCCCGGGAGGUCGCGGGUGCAUGGUUGCGCGGUUGCGACGGCGGGGUGGAGGCGAGCGGUGGCGAGGGGGAGGGGGUUGAAGAGGUCGAAGACCUGGAUGGCGGGGUCGGCCGUGGGGUGGGAAGCGACCUCGACGCGGUAGAGGGGCGUGGGGUUUGUGGUGAGGGCGAUGCUGUAGGUGGUGUUUGUGACGCGGGUGACGCGGAAGUACAGAGUACGAAGGGCACAUUACGACCAUAAUGAGGGCGGCAAAUGUGGAGACUGUACAUACGGAACUCCGACGUCACAGUGACAAGUGACGAGUUGGGGGGUGGGAUAGUGUUUUUUGGAAGGGUGGACAUCACGUGCAGGAAUGGACCGUGCAUAAAACUCCAAUAUAUGAAGGGCGAUAAGUCGCAUGAAAUAAAUACCUUCUACAAUUCAAG
Pseudogymnoascus destructans is the source of this 758-nucleotide messenger RNA. RefSeq lists its product as uncharacterized. NCBI's taxonomy places the organism in Eukaryota, Fungi, Ascomycota, Leotiomycetes, Thelebolales, Thelebolaceae. Bases 1 to 573 code for a protein of 190 amino acids. The record is from RefSeq and is a predicted model, not a curated record. The transcript is spliced from 3 exons.